AUGGCCGCGUUUCGAGCACGCAUGUCCGGUGUACUCCCCAAUAGUAUAGACAACUCGCCUGCCGACGACAACGUCUUUACGACCGCGACCAGCUUCCAGCACAUCAUCCACUCAACACCUCAGCGCAACAUGGACGACUCGGGCGGCCGAUCUCUGCCCCUACACUAUGAUCAAUACCCGGAUAGCGAGGCGAGCGCCGAUAUGUCGAUAGAAAUUGGCCGAGGCGUCCAGAAUGGUACGCGACAAGAGCAGGGCGAUAUGUCAUCCGACGCCAUUUUCAGCUUCGGAAACGACAACAGCCAGUACGAAAUCGCCGGUACACCUCCAGUCAGAGCUCGCCCGAACCAGCGCAGAGCGGAUGGUCAAUUGCGCAAAGAAGCAUCAGUACGCCGAGCAACUGAGUCUACUAAGGCCAAUGACGCCCUCAAGAGGAACACGAGUAGUGGAAAGCAGCGAGCUGUAUCGGACAAUUCGCCGAGGUUGCACUUUGAUGAUGAGACGGAAGACAUAAUACAGCCCACAGCAACCUUUCGAGUGAAGAGUUCGCGCUUCUCCAGUGGUCAGCACGUCUCGGCUAGCUACGGCGGCCUGCCCUCGAGAUUUACUGCGGACGGCGGCCUGCAGUUCUCGCAACAGACUCCUCGUCGCCAGAAUGCUGUAAGCGGAGUCGCCGAGUCGACAACGCAGUCUGCGAAACAGUCCUUCAUGCUGCCCGAUCUUCCUAACAUGACAGAGCUCAUCUCCGGCGUGCGCAUGGAUGGCACCCCGGUCUUCCAGCGAAGGACGGCUUCCCGCUCUCGAUUCACAUCAGCUUCCUACAGGACACAAACACAAACACAUAUUCCGGUGAAUGGAGUCCCCAUUCCGGAGGAAGAGAAAGCGAUUGUCGCGUCUCUGAACAUGCUGCAUGAUAGAGUCGCGCAGCUUGAAAUGGACAAGAGCGAGGCACAGAAGCGCAUUGAAGAGUACGAGGGCGAAAUCAUCGAUCUACGCAGUCAGUUGCAUGUGGCUUCCAGACGCCCAGACAGCGCCCUAGGCUCCGAUGAUGACACUGGAGAGACACGAGGCGCAAGAGAAGAGAAGGCAAGACUGCAAGCGAAAGUGAAGGCUCUGCAAGAUCGAUUGGACAGAACCGAGCGAAAGGUCAGCGUGUCGGAGAUCGCAGUUACGCGUGUCACCCGUGAGCGUGAUGCAAUGCUGGCACAGAUUGGCAGUGCAUAUUACCAAAACGAAGAGCUGGUAAAGGAGAAUCAGAGUCUCCGUGAGAGCCAUGGUGAUUUGCAGGCGGAAAACGAAGAUUUGAAGGCCGAGCUCGAGGAGCUGAGGAACGGAAAUGCAAAGCUGCACCAGCAAGCGUCACUCGCGAAGGGAACGAUGAAUGUGGCAAGAGCGCCGCUAGAGAGAAAGCGAUCAGUGUCGAAAGCCGGCGGACCCAAAGCAUCAAAGCCAGAUCGAGAAGAAGCUGAGCAGAGCGGCUCAUGGCAUACACGUCAAAGUCGUAAGAAGUCAGACCUCAGUAUCCACCAUAAGACCGAGAGCCGGUCAUUCCCAGCUCUGGACGGCGAGAAUGGAGUGGCAAGAAAGAAAGACUGUAUGGAUUCGGCUUUCGUCAAUGAUCUUGCCUCUCGCAUUGAGCAAGAAGUUCGAAAAUACCGGGACGAGGCUGCUGCGAGAGCCCAAGGGCCUGCCCAGACUCAAGAGCAGACUCUUGGAGCUGGUAAUGCGAGGUCGCGCUCCAAGUCUCGAACCCACAAGCAAGCAGUCAACCGAGAGCUUUCCAUCCCCAGGAGGCCAGCGUCUGCCCCUAGUGAUGUUGAGUUUCAGGAGCGCGAGGCGACAACUGAGCUUGAUCUGACUCGCAUGUCCCAGCGCUCGCAUGCCAGAAAUCGGGCCGUCGAUGAGGACGAUUCUGACCGGACCGAGCUCAGUGACUUGGACGCCGAGGCCGUUGCGAAUCUGCGUAGGAAGUUGGAGGAAGAGCGGCGAUUGGCACGUCUCAGCAGCAAGCAACAAGCUGCCACAACCCACGAGGACGGGACCACACGCUCGGCGACCCGUCAAAGCCUACCUCGCAAAUCCUCGUUGAAGGACGUGACUUCGCGCACGGAUGAUGGCACCCACCAGUUCAGUCUUCACGGCGCGACAAUGGAUGAUAUUGUCAAGGGUCAGAAGACUGUGCGCGUACAGUCACCUCACUCAUCCUUUGACGUGAUGGAUCCCGAGGCACAGGACGGCGCAGACCAAGAUGUGUCGAUUCUGAGCAAUACCAGUCGUCGCCGACGUCGUACGGCCAGCGUUGAGGGCAUGACAUCUGCCUUCAUCAUUCCCGACAUCACAAUGAACGCUAGCCAAGCUCUGCCAGCUCACGUGGGAAACACAUGCAUCCAGCAUGACGCGCAGAGCUGCACGCUCUGCACGAAGGACGGAAAGUCUGUUGAGAUCCACAUGCCUAUACCCGUCACGGAUCGCGAAGAAAUGGGCGAUGUGACUAAUGCUACGAUUCGACCAUCUCAAUCGCCCGCGCUGGCUCUCGCUACCGUCAUCAAGAACUUGGAAGACGAGGUUGUCCACCUGAAGAUGCAGCGUGAGGGGCAGAAUCGCCUGUACAACCAGCACGACCCGGCGUUGUCGAAGCGCAAGCGACAGAAUGUCAAGAGCGAGAUGGACCGACUGACGGAGCUGAUCGAGAAGCGCAGCGAUCAGGUCUACGCUCUGUUCGAUGUUGUUGAGGGACAGAAGCAAGCUGCCGAAGCGGCUAGGGCGAGAGGCGAAGAGGUCGACGAGAUGAAUGAUCAGGAUGUGGAAGAGACGCUCAACAGUAUUGGUCUUGAUCCCGCCGAGCUGUCGGGACGCGUGGGGAGAAAGGCGCCUGAGGGAUUGGAGGAGAUGGAUGGUAUGAGCGACGAAAGCGAAUUGCCGUGGGAGGGACUCAGUGAUGUGGAGUAG
This is a messenger RNA of Lecanosticta acicola, 2946 nucleotides long. The record is from the annotation of a GenBank genome assembly. Lineage: Eukaryota; Fungi; Ascomycota; Dothideomycetes; Mycosphaerellales; Mycosphaerellaceae.